CACAUACCCUCCCUCACAGACUGCCAGGGUUCUGGCUGACACUUCCUCCAGACCAGGUCCAGCUGCAGUGCUGCACCCCACCCCCAGGGGGGCUGCUGAGCUGCAUUGUCUGGGGUGGGGGUGAAGCUCCCUCUGUCUCCACACACGCAGCACACACCUCAAAGGCCUAGCCCGAGCCUGGUCUAAUCCACUCGACCGUUUCCCCAGCCAGUGUCUCCUAUUCCCUGCCAAGUCACCAGUACAGCAUGGGCAUGUUGGGUUGAAGGGCCUGUCUCCAUGCUGUAUGACUGUGUGACCCGGCGUGGGGCACCGACCAUCUCCUUCCCCCCAUUCUGUGUUGGUGUCCUGUCAUCGUUAUGCUGCCUUGUCCCAGACCCUUUAAUGUUUGCUCCGGAGGAGCCUGGACACUGGUGGGAGAUUCAGUGUGGAAUCCAGCAUUGGUUUACGAUGCCCAACACAACCAGAGGCAUCAGGCCCCAGCUCACACCCCGUCCAGAGCUCUGGCACCACUCACUGCUAGCUGUGUCUGCAGCACACGGCUGUGGGGUUCAGACCAACUGACCAGCAACAGUGUCAGUGUAGAUGGGGCCUGGUACUCAAGGUGAGGCUCUGUGUGACCAGUGCCAGUGUACACAGGGCCUGGUGUUCAAGCUGGGACUCUGUGUGACCAGGAACAGUGAGUGUACACGGGGCCUGGUACUCUAUGCACUUGCUCACGUUCCAGAGGGUCAGGGCUGGACUCGGACAUCCAAAGCAACAGACGCUUGUAAUCCCGCACAUGGGGCAAGGGCGGACGAGAACUUCUACCUUUUUAUACCGGUUAUCUCCCCUCUUUCCAGUCCUGAUGAAGGGUCCUGACCCGAAACGUUGACUGUCCAUUUCUCUCCUCAGAUGCUGCCCGACCCACCGAGUUCCUCCAGCUGUUUUUGUGUCAGACCACAAUGGUAGCCCCUGUAAUGGGGGGAUGGGGGGUUGGGGGGUGGAGAAAGGAGCUACAGCAUUGAAAUCCUUGCGUCCUGUACUGCUUCCCCCUCUCGGAAUACCAACACGAGGCAGUGAACAGAUUGGAUCAGACACUGGCAGUACAGAGGUGCCACAGUUACUGCUCAGAGCUGGGGUGGUUCACGGACACACAACUCCCACUGACACCGACCACUGCCAUCCCUCAGCACGGGACAGAGCCACUGCUGGGCAGCUCCAUCCACACCCCGCGCUGCCAGUGUGGGGCAGGCUACACGAGGCAGCACCCUGUGCGCUGACUGAUGGAGAGCAGCCGGGUAUUAGUGGAGUGCACCCUGGCCCUCAUCAAACCAGACGCUGUGGACAAAGAGAUCGAGAUCGAGGAGAUCGUUCUACAGUCAGGCUUCUGUAUACUCCAGAGGAGGAAGCUGCAGCUGAGCCCGGAACAGGCCAGUGAGUUCUACAGCCAGCACAGCGGGAAGAUGGUGUUCCCCAGCCUCACCACCCACCUGUGUUCUGGGCCCAUUGUGGCCUUGCUGCUGGCCAGGGAGUCUGCCAUCACACACUGGAAGGAGCUGCUGGGCCCAGCCGACAGUGAGAAGGCCCGGGAAACACACCCCACGUGUUUAAGGGCGAUUUACGGGACAGAUAAGGUUCGGAACGGACUCCACGGCAGCGACUGCUUCAACAUGGCAGAGCGAGAGAUCACCUUCAUCUUCCCCAACACAAAGGUCGAACCGUUCCCCAGCGGACAGGCAGCGGAGGAUUAUCUCAGCAAGUACGUGAACCCCACCCUGCUCCAGGCACUGACCCACAUCUGCAAACUGAAGCCACACAACCCUGUUGUCUGGCUGGCUGACUGGUUGUUAGCAAACAAUCCAAACCGGCCCUCGGUGCAGGAGAGCAGUGUGAAGGCAAGUCUGGAGUGUGACUUCUGACUCCAGCAGUAUUCCGAUUCAGGAACCGUUGCCAGCUGGAGCACAUGUUACUGCAGCCAACAUUUCCCAAAAACCCUAAAUUACAAUGGCCAGUAAAUUACUUGAGUUAA
Pristis pectinata (smalltooth sawfish) is the source of this 2008-nucleotide messenger RNA. Its product is annotated as nucleoside diphosphate kinase homolog 5-like. The transcript has 6 exons. NCBI's taxonomy places the organism in Eukaryota, Metazoa, Chordata, Chondrichthyes, Rhinopristiformes, Pristidae. The record is from RefSeq and is a predicted model, not a curated record. Bases 1263 to 1898 code for a protein of 211 amino acids. Gene Ontology annotation, molecular function: nucleoside diphosphate kinase activity. Gene Ontology annotation, biological process: negative regulation of oxidative stress-induced intrinsic apoptotic signaling pathway; UTP biosynthetic process; CTP biosynthetic process.